GGGGUAUCUAGGCCGUAGUGAAGAAUCGUAAUGAAACUCAGGUCCAGCUGCUCAAUGCUUAGUCCCACUACGCAGGACAUAUUUUUCCUAUUUAUUUUCUCACUCAGAUUUCACCUGUGAAAUGGUAACACUAAGGCAGCUCCUCAACCUCAGCCUGUGAAAUCCUUAGUUCAGCUAGCAGAGUCACAGAGAAUAGUUCCGAUAAGGAACGCUGCAACUUUCAAUUGCAAUUUAACACUAAAGCACCUUGAAACGUGUUUUCCAGCGACAUUACAUUUAACCGUUCCAGGUACAUUAGCGUGAUCAGGUCUGUGAGACAUCACAAACCCAAAAGCUUCCCACCUAAGACUAAGAAUGGAAUAAGCAAUCCAUCACACGCUAUGACAAGUUCCUCAAAACACACACACUCUCAAUACCUUAAAGUGGUGUCAGAAUGUUUACUGAAGAGGGCAAUCUAACUGGCUGAACUGACCUGGGUAGCCGGUAACUUUUAACAUAAGCAAACAGAGAUACUGUAAACUUGCUGUGCAUGGAAACAGUGUUUAUACUUAAAUUGGACUUGGAAGACUGAAAUCAUUUAAUAGAAAAAUAUAGCUUAAGUUCCCAGGAGCUCUGAAUGACCUCAAGAUCAUUCUGAAAAAAACAGAAAUAUGGGGACAUAUCCAGUGAUGCAGUUACACAAAUACUUCUAGAGUCAUCUAAUAAAAUACAUAUAGUUGCAUAUUUGUUAUGAUAGCUUUGCAACUACACUUUUAAAAGCACACUUUUCAGUCCCACCAAACAUUUUGUUGUCACUUACAUUAUCAGAACUGAUGGCAAGCAUUCUGCAGUCUAAGUGCUGCCUCAUUUCUUUGUGAGUUUUGUAACUGCUGGAUCUGCUCCUUUUAGCCAUACUAAGAUUCUUACUAGCACAUGACAAGAUAAUGAACUUUCUUAGUGAUGCAGUGGAAGUAGAAUAAAGAAACGUAUGCAAGAAAUUUCAGAUUUUUCUCAAGUGUGGUCGACGUAUUGACAAAAUAAUUUGAUUUAUAUAGCAACUAAAAUAGCUGUACACUGGAGCAUCUGCAUGUAAAGUGAACAUAAAUCAGAGAGAUAAUGACCAUGACAAAUUGUGAGCUCAGUUGCUCAUGAAUCUAGAAAAUCAUUAUCAGAAAUACUGAAACACCAAGGGGAAUGCUGCAUAACGAUGCUCAAACAUAUGAAAAUCAGGAAAUCGUUCAAUCCAAUUGUGAUUUGUUUACAAAAAUAAUGUAAAAGAAGAGAGGGCAAUCACUUUGUAACUCUGUCUCUGGAAACAGCCAGAUGAGUCUAAUGAAGCUGCAUUUAUUCUUCUCCCAUGAGCUGGGUGCAUGGCCAUGACAGAGGAAAAAUUUAAGCACCGAAUGACGCAUUGCAGGUUACCAAUGAAUCUGUACUUGUACCUGCAUUUUUAAUACAACUCCCAUUUUGACAUGUACCACCACACAAGACUGCGCUUUUAACAGUAAGGUCCUCAUCCUGCAAAACUUGACGUUCGUCCAGGAUCAGGACGACCUGUGGCAAAAUUCAGCACUAACUUACACCAAGCCUUCAGAGGCGGGGGCCUGGUUUCCGUUUAGUGCAGGAGCACCCCAUGAUUUUUGCGGCAACACGUGGAAAUAACUGACGCCCCGCAGAACGUUCCCCGAAGUUUUUGAGGAAGCGGCCUCACAAACAGGUGGUUUUGCAGAGUAAAGGCGACAAGGCCCCUGCGUGCCGCCGCCCCGUCCCCGUCUCGGGGGAUGAAACGCAGUAUUUCGGCUCUUCUCAGAGGGAGGAGGGCGCCGCAGCCCCGUCCCCGUCCCCGCUCCGCGGGCCGGCCUGCAAGGCAGGCAGGCGCCGGGCUCCGGGGCGCAGCGUCCUGCCCGGCCGCCAGCGGCUGCGCACGCCUCUCCCCUUCCUCCUCCUCCUCCUCCUCCUCCUCCUCCUCCUCUUCCUCCCCCUCCACCUCCCGGCGGCCGCUGCCCCCGGCAGGGAUGGAGGCCAUCGAGGAGCUAGCGCUCAAACCCUGCACCUCCUCCCUCUACCUGCGGCCUUUCCGCCUCUGUUACCGGCAGAAUGGCACUAAGAAGUUCUGGGAUUUUAUGAGGACACAUGACAGUGUGUCAAUCCUGAUCUUUAAUAUUUCUCGGCAGUGCUUUGUUGUGGUGAAGCAGUUCCGCCCAGCUGUUUACAUGUGUGAAAUAGAAAGGCAUCACCCUCAAGUCUUUCAGAAUCAGGACAAUGAGAACUUCCCUCGUCUAGAGGAUCCCUUACCUGCUGCGGUAGGAGUGACCUAUGAACUCUGUGCUGGCAUUGUAGACAAACCAGACCUUUCUUUAGAAGAAAUUGCAUGUGGGGAAGUCUUAGAAGAGUGUGGCUAUCAUGUUUCUGUUACAGACCUAAGGAGGAUCACUUCUUACAGGUCUGGAGUUGGUGUGACAGGCUCUAGGCAGACGUUAUUUUAUGCAGAAGUAACAGACCAGAUGAGAGCUGGUGAAGGAGGUGGCCAGCCUGAAGAAGGAGAGUUGAUUGAAGUUGUAGAAAUACCUUUAGAAGAUUCCAUGAAGUUUGCUUAUGAUGAGACUCUCCCGAAGACAAUGGGUGUCAUCUUCAGCUUCAUGUGGUUCCAAAACAACAUAGAACCCAAGCUACCAAAAAAAUAAAGUCAAAGCACCAUGAUUUUAAGAAAAGCUUUCCUGCUUCAAAUCUGCCUGCCUCGAUGAACUCAACUUUUCACAGAGCAAAUCUUUCUUGAAAUAAAUUUGGAAGCAAAAUCUGAAUUAAAAUCCUCACCCAAUUUACAUCAUUAACAAAACACUUACUGGCUUCACUGGGGCCAGGAUUUGCCUCUGAGAAGCAAAUGCUGAUUUUUGCGCAAAGGCUAAGUAAACGCAUCCAGCUCUUCUUUUUCAUGGAACUGCUCUACCACUAUUUUGAAGAGUUGCUCAGGACCUCAGUGCAGCUGCUGUGGGAGCCUGUCACUGUGGGCUGUACGUAGUGGCAGCUGUGUAUUCACUGUAGUUUCUGAUAUUUCGGAGGGGGGAGGUGGGGGAGAGAGGCAGCAAACCUUAACAGUCACAGACAUCCUAAGUACGUUCCUGAGUUCUGCACAGCUUUCAGGGAGCAGCUUUCCCUGUGGUGUGUAGCUCCUGUACAGAGAAAGUGUCUGCAUUUCUGAACAUGCAAGCCUCUAUUUCAUAAGCAAACAUGUCUGUAAAUCCUUCUGCUAACGUGUCAUAUUGACAAUAGACCAGCUGUAAGAUUAUGUGCUUCUGUUUGUUCCCGCUAUAAUGCCGAGCAGCAGUGAUGUGGUAGAGGGCUGAAUGAUGGGGGCUUCCACUGGAACACAUGCUGCUUUGUUUGUUCUAUGGGUAAUACUUGAUUAAUUAGAUCAAACUUUGUCCUCUAGAGCGGCACUUGAGAGGCCAAAUUCUUUUAAUUUGACCCUGAGGUGACUAAUACAAGUGAUUUCUCUGAGGUGUUCCGUGGUCUCAGGUUCCUUAUCACCCAAAUGGAAAGAAUGGGACUUAACCUCUCGGAUAACGCUCCUUGAAAUCUAAUGAUCAGAAGUGCUUUAUUGAGAGAUUGUAUCAUUUGUGCAGGUUACAUUGAAGCCUGUGCUACCUGCACAGAUGUACUGAGCAACACAAUUUGAUUUAAUAAAGUGGUCUAAUUAGAACAUAUAUUACUUGUUCUAUCAGUGUAGUUUAGAGGUGGACUAUUUGUCAUGUGAAACUGUUAAGAGCAUGAAUGAAAGAGAAUCAAGUCUGGCAAUUUAAUUAUACACUGGUUUAUGUUAUUCACUGACUUAAUUAACAUGCCUACAUUAUAUGUGCUUCUAGGAUUACUGAGGUACUAAGUAUGUUUAGAAGAUGAGCACAGCGAAUAUACAAACUUUCAUAGAGCAGCUGGAAUAAAUGCAGUACAGAUGCCUGAUGUUGUCCAGUGACUGAUUUAAAAUCACUGCAUAUCUAAAUAGGUGUAUAAAUAAAUAAUUUUAUUUUUAAAUGCUUUUAGAACUGGUACUUACUGGUUCUCCUGCUGACAGGGAGGAAAGCCACUGAAGAAAGAGAAACCUUCGUCUGUGGGAGUCAGACACUCCUGUGAAAGUUCAGGCACAUUCGCGUUGAACUGUGCCUGGUCUGUGGUGAGUCAAGGGCCAAGUUAUCAUGGAGAGCAAAUGAAUUCUGUCUGUCCGAUGUCUUUACAUUGGAAGGUGUUUUAGGGCAGGAUCUCCACUGCUCUUCAUCUUUAUGGUGUCUAGUACGUGUCCUGAUUGCUGCUGAGGCCUUUACGAACUACUACAAUAUGCAUAAUAAAUAAUGACUUUUAUUCCAGGCUGUAGUUACGAAAGUAUCUGUUUGAUUCUGUCAGAAUUAUUACACAGUGGCUUGUUGAUCUGUUUAGUGUCAACCUAAUAAGUGUGUGUGUGUAUACAUGUCAGAAGCCUUUUUUGCUGUAUAAUGCAGUAAUUUGGAAAAAUAAAUCGGUGUAGUAGAAGGGGGUCAGAGCUUGAAACUUUUCAAA
Messenger RNA from Tyto alba (common barn owl), 4527 nucleotides. RefSeq names its product nudix hydrolase 14 (gene NUDT14). The record is from RefSeq and is a predicted model, not a curated record. NCBI's taxonomy places the organism in Eukaryota, Metazoa, Chordata, Aves, Strigiformes, Tytonidae. Gene Ontology annotation, biological process: ribose phosphate metabolic process; nucleoside phosphate metabolic process. The transcript has 5 exons. The coding region runs from base 1761 to 2663 and encodes 300 amino acids. Gene Ontology annotation, molecular function: UDP-sugar diphosphatase activity; metal ion binding.